This is a messenger RNA of Linderina pennispora, 1500 nucleotides long. RefSeq lists its product as uncharacterized. Lineage: Eukaryota; Fungi; Kickxellomycota; Kickxellomycetes; Kickxellales; Kickxellaceae. The coding region runs from base 265 to 1404 and encodes 379 amino acids. The record is from RefSeq and is a predicted model, not a curated record. The transcript has a single exon.
AGUCAUAGCCGAGCGGUGUUUUUCCUCCUUGCCAAUGCGUGGCACCCGUUUUCCCUCUCUUUCUCUCUUCACACCUCGCGCUUUUCACACAUCGUCACUCACGCUUUUUCCCUAUCCUUUAGAAUAGGGGGUUCGUCCAGGAUAUUUAUAAAACAGCACGCUUGGAGGGCGCACAGGGGCUGAGCACACUCCCCUCGUAUCCAUAUUACCUGGCUCGUCUAGUAAGGAGCGGGCUUGCAACCACAAAAAGACAAAAAACGCGCCAUGACCAAAACACGGCGAAGGAGCACAAAGACGGUGUUUGGGUUUGAGGCUGGCAUGCCGGUGCCGCGGGCAUACACGAUGUUCGGCACCGACGAGCUGCAGGCAGCGCUGGGCAGCGAGCAGGACCAGGUCAAGCUGGUGCAGACAUACCUGUUUGACCCUGAAUCCUGGCAGGAGCUGUUCAACGAAUCGCAAAAGAACCCGGUGAUCAAGCGGGCGCUGCGGGUGAUUGUGCAGAUGGGCACAGUGGCCGCCACACUGACGUACCAGUACACGGUUGCCUUUACGCAGGAGGAGGUCCUUCUGGACCGCAAGCGGCUGCAAAAGUCGGUGUCCAGGACGCUCUACUAUGCGUCCGACGACUGCUUUGUGUCCGAGUUCCGCAACAACGGCUCGGCCGGGUGGACAGAGGGCAAGGCAGCCAUCCGCGUAGUAUCGGCCGAUGCCAUCGACGUUGCCGAAAAACUGAUGGAGCUGAACCCGAACCACCGCGCACCCGCGGUGCUGGUAUUUGGCUCCAAGGGGUCGCCUGGCGGCGGCUACAAGCGCGGUGCGGGCUCGCAGGAGGAGGAGCUGGUGCGGCGGAGCUCGCUGCUGCACAACCUCGAGGACCCAUAUGGCUACGAUCCGGCGCGCGACUGGUCGUACCCGCUGCCCGAGUUUGGCGGCGUGUACUCGCCCGACGUCGCCGUGUUCCGGGACUCGGAGCGCAACGGGUACGCCUUCCGCGAUGAGCCACUGUACCUGUCGUUCAUCAACGUGUCCCCGUACUCGAACGUGCAGGCAAACGAGGUCCAACACUAUGGCCGGUGGCAGAGCCGGAUCCCAGACGAGACGGUGCGCAGCUACAAGCGCAAGAUGGAGGCCAUUUUGAAUAUUGCGCGCGACCAGGGGCACCAGUCGGUGGUGCUGGGCGCCUUUGGGUGCGCGGGCCAGGCUACGCUUGCUGUGCACAUGGCGCAGAUGUGGAAGGAGGUUAUCGAGACGUCGCCAUACGCCUUCCGUGAGUUCUUUGACGACAUUGCCUUUGCUAUUCCCGAUGAUGCCUCCGGAGACGACUCGCCAAUCGAGGAAAAUUCAACCGCAGCCACCUUUGCCACGGCUUUCGGUGUCGAGAUGGAGAACUUGGACUUUUUCUGACCGUUGACAGUCCAAGGCGACAUGCAUUUUUACUGAACAUUCUUUACGAUACUUGGAGACAACUUGGUAAAUUUAUUUUUAUUGAAAGCUAAUGUG